AUGUGGUGUCGCAUCGUUAGGCGUCGGUGGAGCAAUGACAGUGCUCGAUGCACUGUCAAGCUCAAUGUCGUUGGCGUCACUAAGGCUCCCUCCCUCCUACGUUCCACAUUCGUCUCAAAUGUUGCGAAGAUGGCUGGUAAAACAAUGCAGCGCCUUAUACCUCAUCUCCGUUCCAAGCUUUUCGUCUCCCUUUCUGCUUCCACUUAUAUCGUGCCAAAAUUCCAGUCUCGCGGACUCGCAGUGAAAGUCACACAAAAAGCCCCUAAUUUUGCUGGAACCGCUGUUGUUGAUGGCCAAUUUAAGGAAAUCGAACUGCGAAACUACCUCGGAAAAUAUCUCGUCCUUUUCUUUUAUCCUCUGGACUUCACUUUUGUUUGCCCGACUGAGCUCAUAGCGUUCUCCGAUCGUAUUGAUGAAUUUAGUAAAAUCGGAUGUAACGUUAUCGGUGUUUCUACAGAUUCACAUUUCAGUCAUCUCUCUUGGAUCAACACACCGCGGAAAGCAGGUGGAUUGGGCGGUUUAAGGUAUCCCCUUUUGGCCGACUACAAAAAAGAGAUAUCGCGAGAAUAUGAAGUUUUACUGGAGGAUGCAGGUGUGGCCCUUCGCGGACUUUUCAUUAUUGACCAAAAGGGUGUUGUUCGAAGCAUGACAAUUAACGAUUUACCCGUCGGUCGUUCUGUUGACGAAACUCUUCGUCUUGUUAAGGCAUUUCAGUUUGUUGAUGAACAUGGAGAAGUCUGUCCUGCGAACUGGACCCCUGAAUCACCCUCCAUGAAGCCAGAUGUUGAAGGCGCAAAGGAGUACUUCAAGAAGGUCAACUAA
Molecule: messenger RNA, 822 nt
Organism: Echinococcus granulosus
Lineage: Eukaryota; Metazoa; Platyhelminthes; Cestoda; Cyclophyllidea; Taeniidae
Product: Thioredoxin-dependent peroxide reductase
Exons: 5
Coding region: 1-822 (273 amino acids)
Biological process (GO): response to oxidative stress; cell redox homeostasis; hydrogen peroxide catabolic process
Cellular component (GO): mitochondrion; cytosol
Molecular function (GO): thioredoxin peroxidase activity
Source: RefSeq, a predicted model, not a curated record